AUGGUGAUGCGUCAAUGAUGCACUGGAAUCCUGAGCGAUCGAUAGAAUCGUCGUGCGAUGUCCAUGGCCUCGAAGGCUCUCCUUGGACAAGGACGACGUGGGCAAUCUUUAGAUCUCCUUAUGAAGUCUAGAGAUCAAUGAAAUGGGUCGUCAAAUCAUCUCCGACGACUGCCACCUAACAGAGUAGAAAAAUGGCGACUUUGUGGCUCUUUGGUGGCUGUCACCCAACAGAGAAGAGCUGGAUGGAGGUGGAGCGCAUGUCAAAGAGCUUCAUCCUCAGGUUCGCUCAACAAGAGGAGGCUCUUCAUCACAUCUGGUACGCUCUUAAGAGGCAACGACUCGUCUCCUCUUCCUGAUGACAGUUUGUUUAUCAAUCAAUCGGAGAUGCUUUACUCGAUGGAUUCGUGAUCUUUUUAUUACGAAUCGUUCAACAAUUUUACUAACAAUACUCUGCAAAUCGCGUUGGUGAGAUUUUUGUCGAUGAUCUAGGGAUUUUGGUUGCUUAAUUCUUCACCGACGAUUUGCAUGAAAGCCACGAUAAUCAGAUAAAAAAUAUGAGUUUUGGCUCUGAGAGGAUUUGAACCCCUACCAAUUGUCCCACCCCUUCUGGGGAAGAUGACGUGGGUUUAGUCCCACAUCAGUUGUACACCGAAUUUUCAGGCGAAUACAUAGUAAUGUUAAAUCUUUAAGCAAAUCCCUUCUUUGCGCAUAUGACCACUCUUUGCCCCACAAUCGGCUGGCCACUAGUGACAUGGAAGGGGGGUGGCACAUACGUGCCCCUAUCGGUCCAAACCACUCAAGCCCUUGCUCGUAGCUACUUCCCAACUGCGCUUCUACCUGCUCGCGGGCUCGGCUGGCCAGUAGGUCCCCCCAUUUUGCAAUAUUUUUAUUUUUAUUUCUUUUUCUUCAUUUAUCUCAUAAGUAAGACUAUAAAAAUUAUAUAAAUUCAUAUAAAAUCACAUAAUUAUCCAAAAAAUCACAUUAAUCAAUUGAAAACCACUUUUCACAUUUUAACACAAAUAUAAGUCUAUUUAUCACGAGUUAAGGCUAAAAAUAUAUUAUUUACUAAUUAUUAACUCAUGAUAAUGAAGACUUAUCAACUACCCUUAUUUAUAACAAUGAUAUACCAUGAUGACAUCACUAUAUAAGGGUAUUCGACUACUUAUUCCCUCUAUCUCAUUGAGGCGGGUGACUAGUGUAGGUUCAAAUCUUACUAGAGUCAAAACUUAUAUUUUUAUCUAAUUAAAUCAUGACUUUUGUAUAGAUCACUGGUGAAGGAUUAAGUCAUCGGAAUCACUCGAUCAAUGACAAAAAUCUCGUCAAUGCAUCAAGUAAAGUGUUGAACAAUUCAUGAUAAAAGGAUUACGAAUCCAUCAAAUAAAACAUCUCUAAUUAAUCAAUGAACAAACCGUCAUCAGGAAGAAGAUCCACUAGGAGAUGAGUGUCCACCUCUUGAGAGUGUAUCAGAUGCAAUGAAGAGCAUCAUCUUGCUGCACACACUUGAGAAUGAAACUCCUUGACAUGCUCCCCACCUUCAUCUAGCUUCUCUUCAUCAAGUGACAACCAUUGGAGAGCCGCAAAGUUGUUGUCUUUCCAUUCUAUUAGGAGACAGCCGCUAUAGAUGAUUUGACGACCUAUUUCAUUGAUCUCUAGACUACGUAAGAAGAUUUAGAGAUUACUCACAUCAUCCUUAUCUAAGGAGAGCCUUCGAGGCUGUGGACACUACAUGACAAUCCUUUUGAACGCUCAAGAUUCUAGUGCAUUGCCAACGCAUCACCGCCAUAAUGCCAGAACUCUAUUUUCCUACUUUCAACUUAAUUUUCAUUUUAUUUAGAGAUUAUUUGCAUGAUUUAAAUUUUAUAAACUACUCUUCAUUUAAUUCUGAUUUUUCUAGCUUUUAUAGAUUGUAAUUUGACCAACUAAAUUAUUUGUAAUUACUUACGUAAGAUUCAUCAAGCGCAACUCUAUUUUGGCCUGAUUCGUGUUCAUCAGACACUGAUGUCAUCCUAACAUUCGUAGUCCCUGACGUGACUCAGUUGUUGUAUGUUAAAUCACGCAAAUAUAAAAUUUAUAAAACUAGAAAAUACGAAUUUUCGAAUAUUUAGAAGUAUUUCUAAAUAAAUAUAUCAAUUAUAAUUCAAUAAAAUUUCCAAAAAUAGCGGUAAUUUUCCAGGUCGAUCACAGAGAUGUAAUAUAAUAUCUGAUAAUUAUUCAGAAUUUUUCUCAAUGAGUACGAUUUUCUUACAAAUUUUAUACUAGGAAAUAAAAAGGAAAAAUAUUUAAAAUUCACGAAAAAAAGGAAAUAAGGGUGCGGACGUCAGGAUGACGUCAGCACCCGGCAAACGCGAAUCAGGCAGAAAGAGAGUUCCGCCCGGUGAUUCUUACGUAGGUGAUUACAGACGACUCAAUUAAUCAAAUUAAGAUCUAUAAAAGCCGGAAGAAUCGUAAUUGAACGAAGUAUAGUUUGGUAAAUUAAAAUCAAUAAAGUAUCACUAAAUGAAGUGUAAAUUAAAUUGAAAGCAGGAAAACAGAGUUCCGGCGUCGCGACGGCGAUGCGUCGGUGAUGCACCGGAAUCCUGAGCAUUCGGGAGGAUCGUCGUGCAGUGUCCACGGCCUCAAAGGCUCUCCUUGGACAAAGACGACGUAGGCAAUCUCUAGAUCUUCUCGUGAAGUCUAGAGGUCAAUGAAGUGGGUCGUUGAAUCGUCUCCGGCGGCUGUCACCCGGCGGAGCGGAAAAACGGCGACUUUGCGGCUCUCCGGUGGCUGUCACCCGACGGAGAGGAGCUGGAUGGAGGUGGGGUGCAUGUUAGGGAGCUUCAUCCUCAGGUCCGCGCAGCAAGAGGAGGCUCUUCAUCGCAUCCGGUACACUCUCAGGAGGUGGCGACUGGUCUCCCAGCGGAUCGUCCUCUUCCCGACGACGGCUUGUUCGUCGAUCAAUCGGAGAUGAUUUACUCGAUGGAUUCGCGAUCCUUUUAUCGCGAAUCGUUCAGCAAUUUUAGUAGUAAUGCUCCGCGAAUCGUGUUGACGAGAUUUUCGCUGAUGAUCCAGCGAUUCUUGUUGCUUAAUCCUUCACCGGCGAUCUGCAGGAAAGUCGCGAUAAUCAGAUAAAAAUAUAUGAAUUUUGACUCUGGGAGGAUUUGAACCCGCGCCGGUCACCCGCCUCUUCUGAGGAAGGUGUGACGGGGGUUUAGUCCCACAUCAGUUGUACGCCGAUUUUUCGGGCGAAUAUAUAGUAAUGUUAGCUUUGUGAACAAAGUCCCUUCUCUCGCGUGUAUGACCACUCCUUGCCCCACAGCCGGCUGGCCACCGGUGACGUGGAAGGGGAGUGGCAUACGCGUGCCCUGUCGGUCUCCAAGCCAAGCCGCUCGAGCCCCUACUCGCGGCUUACUCCCCAACUGCGCUUCCGACCCGCUUGCGGGCCCGGUUGGCCAGCAGGUCCCCCCAUUUUUGCAAUAUUUUUAUUUUUAUUUCUUGUUCUUUCAUUUAUCUCAAAAGUAAGAUUGUAAAAAUCGUAUAAAAUCACAUAAUUACCCAAAAUUUCACGUUAAUCAAUUGAAAACCAAAAAUCAUUCUUUAACACAAAUAUAAGUCUAUUUAUCAGGAGUUAAGGCUAAAACUAUAUUGUUUACUAAUUAUUAACUCAUGAUAAUGAAGACUUAUCAGUCCCUAACAUCUGCAGUCUUAUUUUCCUAUUUUGUGAAUUUUAAAUAUAUUUUAUUUUUAUUGCUUAAUCUAAAAUUCAUACAAAAAUUAUAUUCUUUGAGAAAAAAUUUAAAAACUUUCUCAAUAUUAUAUUACAUCUCUAUGAUCGAGUUGGAAAUUUUCCAUUAUUUUUGAAACUUUUAUUAAAUUAUAAUUGAGAUAUUUAUUCAGAAAUACUUUUAAAUAUCCAAAAAUUAGUAUUUUUCUAGUUUUAUAAAUAUUAAAUUUGUAUGAUUUAUUAUACAAUGACUAAGUCACAUCACCAAGCCAACACAUGGAUCGGAAACAUAAUCGGGUAAAGCCAUGAGCAAGGGGCUCAAGUGGCUAAGGACUACUUGGGGCAUGUGUGCGUCACUCCCUUUUCAUGUCACCAAUGGUCAAUCAAACAUGGGGCAAGGAGUGGUCAUACACAUGUAAGAGAAAACAUUUUGAUGAGAAAAAUGGGUACUCAUAUAUGUCUCAAAAAUUACAAAAUAACUGAUGUGGGACUAAACAUACACCAAUGCUCAUUGGCAAGUUUUCACUUAUAUUGAAAAUAACCCUAACUUAUAAGAAGAAAAUGACUUCAUGAUGUCACUAGGAAAGGCUAUGUGCGUAAUUUGCAUUCUCUCUCUUAUGUAGCUAAGCAAAUGGUGAGGGUUCGAAUUCCUAUGAAAGCCAAAAUUCAAGUUUUUAUCUCAUUAAACCAUGAUUUUUCUAUACAACAUCAAUCAAUAAUAUAGUUGCCGAAAUUAUUUGAUUAUGAAUAAAAAAUUCAUAAAUGUUAUCUACAGAUCAUUGUUAGCAAUAGACUAAAGAUUUCAAAUAUAAAAGUCACAGAUUCUUUGAGGAAAUCAUAUUUAAUUGAUCAACAAAUGAGUCAUCAUUGAGAAGAAGACGAUCCAAUGAAAGACAAGUCGACACCUCCUUAAAGCAUACCAAAUGCAAUGAAGAGCCUCCCUAAGAUAUAUCUUAUAUCCAUUGAACUUAUCUCUACAAGUGAAAGUUGUUAGAGAUCUGAAAGUCACCAAAUUUCUACUCUGCUAGCUAAUAGUAACUAGAGAUGAUUCAUUGAUCUAUUUCAUUAAUGUUUGGACUUCGGAAGAAGAUUUAGAAAUUAUUAUGACAUCCAUGUCCAAAGAAAGCCCUUGAAGUUAUGUACAUCACAUGAUAAUUCUCUCAAACAUUUAAAAUUCUAAAGAUUACAACCACAACACAAGAAUUUUAUCAUUCAAAUUUUAAACGUAAUGUUUACUUAAAUUAGUGAUAUUUUGUGUAAUUUUAAAUUUCAAAAAUAUUAUUUGGUCAAUUAUGAUUUAUUUAACUUUUAUAGAUCUUUAUUUGAUCAAUUAAAUCAUCUAUAAUUGUUUAUACGAUAAUUAUCAGAUGUAACUCUAUUUUUACCUAAAUUACAUUCAUCAAGACACUAAUGUCAUCCUAAUGUCUGCACCAAAAUUUACAAUUUUUGUAAAUUUUAAAAUAUAUUUUCUCUUUAUUAUUUAGUUUGAAGAUAAUAAAAUAUUAUAUUUUUUGGUAAAAAAUUUAAAAUUUUACCCAAUGUUAUCUUACAUCUCUUUGAUUGAGUUAGAAAUUUUCUACUAUUUUUAGAACCUUUUAUCAAAUUAUAAUUUAUUUAUUUGUGCUAAAUAUUUUUAAAAUAUAAAAAAUAGUAUUUUCUAUUUUUAUAAAUUUAAAAUUUUUGUGAUUUAUUAUACAAUGUUUGGGUUAUGUCAGCUCCCAUUUAUUUAUCCCGCUCUCCUCUUUUUCUUUUUUCCCUCCUUUGUUUAAAGAGUAGGGAUUCAUAGAGUUCAUUGUAAAUAUUGUUCUCUCAACUCUAGGAGUUCCAUCUUUCUAUUUAUUUGAUACAGCUCAUUCAAGACCAAGAGACCUAAUUUGUGAGGUACUAUUUCAUUUGUUUGUACACUUAUUGCAGUAUCUCUUUUGCUCUUUCCUUAGACAUAGAGGAUACCUCUAAACAAUAUAAUCAUGGUGUAUUAUCUACUCUAUCCAUAAAUUGUUCUCUAGUUCUUUUGGCACAUUUAUAUUAGGGGUUAACAAGUUUGAGGAUUUGACUUCCACUAUGAGUGUUUCUACCAAUCUUUUGCUCAACCCUACCCACAUGUUCCUACCUUCUACCAUUGACUUGUGGUCACAAUUGAGUUUAAAAUAAUCACAUUUAAAUGUCAUGUGCUUUGGGCGUAGCCACGAGUGGAGUACUAAACUUGUGUUUGGGAGAAAACCUAAUGCGGGACAAGGGGGAUAAAAGAGAUCUUCUUAAAGAUAAUUAUAAAUUGGGCUUUAGAGAUGACUUAAGACUUAGAGGGUUUAAUAUCUAGAUGAAUCCCACUAUUUUAGAAGAUAGUUAAGAUUGUUAAUUACUUAUUGGGUUAUCUAAUUCAAAUAAUCAUUUAAGGCUUCUCAACUAGGGUUUGGACCACUAAUCUCUCACAGGAGGGUGGUUAUCCUAUGAAUCUCACAAAUUAUAAGAGCAAGGAUUUGAAAUCAAUGACCAACUUCACAAGGAAUUUAAAAAUCAACACACCUUUGCUAUAGAGAUCUUUUAUUUAUGGAAAGUUCUAAUUGGCUUGGAUCCCACGAGCCUUGUUAGGGAUUUUCCAACAAAUGGUUCAAUCUAGGAACUGAACUAGUGUGGUUCGAAAGGAAUGAAGUCAAAGGUAUAUAUAAGGGGUCGCAACGUGAGGUGACAAGAGGCAGAGUUGGUGGGGUAAAAUAAUAAUAAAAAUAUUAAUAAAUCGAAGGAAGAAAUGUAGGGUGUGAAAUGAGGUGACGGUGAGAAAGUUGGGGAUGAAUAAAUAAAUAAUAAAGGCACAGGAGGGUUUUGUGGGCAUUGGUGUGAGAGAGAAAAAGAGGGGUUUUGUGGUGAUAAUAGGAAAGAGAAAGGAGAGAGAUUGUGAUGGCAAGGUGGAAUGGUAGCAAUGGGGUGGAUGCUAAGGAGGCAGAACAAUGGUGACAGUGGUAGAGGAAAGAAAGUUGGGCUUAGUGAUAGGGCAGAUAGCUAGAAGGUGGAAUGGUGGCGAUGGGGCGAACGGCUAGUAGGUAGAACAACUAUGGUGGUAGGAGAGAGGAAAUGGAUGGCCGACGAUGAGAUGAAAAUAAGACAACAUAGAAGAAGAGAAAGAGAGAAAGGUCCCCCUAAUCUAAGUGGGUAGGAAGAAGUAGAGACCCCUAAUCUAAGAGGUGAGUGAGAAAGAAAGAAGAACCUUUACUCCGAGAGGUGAGAGAUAAUAAGAACUUUUUUCAUUCCAAAUUCAACUUUUUUCUUUCCAAGUAUUUGUGAGUUUAAAUAUUUAUAGAUAAGAGGGGAUGGUAGUUAGAGGCGCCCCCUCCCAAAGGAUGCCAACUGGUGCCUCUUGGAGGGAGAGGUGCCUAUCUUAGAAGAGAAGGGGUAUGUGGAUGAUGUGGCCUCCUCCUCCCUCUUCUUCCUCCUCAUGGGUCCACCUAAGAGGAUGAACCCUCAUGUUGACUCUAUUAGAACCCUAGACUAUAUUAACAAUUACGAAAAAUACACAAUCAGUUGGUUGAAAUCCAGUUAGUGUUAGAAACCUCACAUAAUCCAUCAUUUUCUGUAGCAUUUGUGAAAAAAAGAAACAUAGUACUAAACAUAUGCAGAAAUCAAAACACCCAAUUCAAAGCUUCAAAGUGUGAAUCAUGUUACUACUGUGCUCAACUCCUCUAGUGUUAGAAACCUCAUAUAAUCCAUCAUUUUCUGUAGCAUUUGUGAAAGAAAGAAACAUAGUACUAAACAUAUGUAGAAAUCAAAACACCCAAUUCAAAGCUUCAGAGUGUGAAUCAUGUUACUACUAUGCUUGACUCCUCUACUUGUCACAUAGUAGGAGAGUUUGCAACCACCACUGCUGCUGCUAUCAUGAGUGUAUUGUCAUCACUAUUGCUGCCACUGUUGUGCUAAACUCCUCUACAUGUCACAUAGAACAAGAGUUUGCAGCCACUAUCAUUAUCACCACCACUAUUGUUGUCACCACUAUGAGAGCCACUACAAUUGUGCUCAACUCCUCUACUUGUCGAUGUUGUUGGUGUUGUCAUUGUCAUGGUUGUCACCAUAAUGAUUUUCUAUUCCUCCACUUGUCACCCUUGUCUAUCUUCUCUCCACAAGCCCUAAUUUAUGUCGAUUCUCUCUCUCCUCAUUUCUCUCUCUUCUCUCUUCUUUUAAAUAUCUCCCAUUAUAAUGAGGUGGUAUGAGGCCUAAUAAUGAGUUUACAGUAAUUGAUUUAUUAGUCAAUUGAUAAGUCUUCAUUAUUAUGAGUUAAUAAUUAUUUAAUAUUAUAGUCCUAAUCUUAACUCAUGAUAAAUAGAUUUAUAAUUAUGUUAAAUUGUGAAAAAUAGUUUUUAAUUAAUUAAUAGAAUUUUAAUUAAUUAUGUGAUUUUAUGUGAAUUUAUAUAAUUUUUAUAAAUAAAAAAAAUAAAAUCAAAUCAAAAGAUAAAAAAAGGGAGAAACCUAUCAACUAGUUGGGCUUACAAGUAGGUCAAAAGCAUAGUCGAGCAGAGACGCAAGCAAUGGACACACAUGUGCCUCACUCCCCUUCUACAUCAUUACUGGCCAACUAGGCAUGGGGUAAGGAGUGGUUGUACACACGUGAGAAAGGGACUCAUUACUUUUCAAAUCUAGUAUUACUAUAUAUUCAUCUCAAAUUUGGCAUUAACUAAUGUGGGACUAAAUCCAUACUUAGAGCUUCUCCAAAAUAUUUUAAUAAUUUUUAUACCUCAAAUACCCCUUAUUUAUUAGAAAGAGAUACCUUGAUGACAUCACUUUAUAAGGUAUCCACGUAUUUAUUUCAUUCUCUCUCAUAUAGGCAUGUGGCCGACAAGGGUUUGAAUCUUACCAAAGUCAAAACUUAUAUUUUUUAUCUACUUAAAUUGUGAUUUUCUUACAAACCAUCAAUAAAUGAUUAAGUCCCAAGAGUCACUAAAUUAUCGGCAAAAAUUUCAUUAAUAUGAUUUAUGGUGCAUUAUUACUAAAAUUACUAAAUGAAUCAUAAUAAAAAAAUCAUAAAUCUAUUGAUUAAAUUAUCUCUGAUUGAUCGACGAAUAAAUUGUUGUUAGAAAGAGGACAAUCUAUUAGGAGAGGAGUUGCCACCUCCUGAGUGCAAUAAGGAGCCUUCUUUUACUAGGCAAACUUGAGGAUGAAACUCCCUAAGAUACACCCCACCUCUAUCUGGCUCAUCUCUACUAGCUGACAACCACUAGACAGUCACAAAGUCACCAUUUUUCUACUUUGUCAAGUGACAAUUGCUAGAGACGAUUCGACGACUCACUUCAUUGAUUUCUAAACUUUGCAAGAAAAUCUAGAGAUUGCCCACAUUACCCUCAUCUAAGAAGAACCUUUGAGGCUGCUAACAUGGCACGACAAUCUUCCCAAACACUCAAGAUUCUGAUGUAUUGUCAUUGUGAUGUUGAAAUUUUGUUUUACUAUCUUUUAACUAGUUUAAUUUCACCAUCAUUUUUUAGACUUCAAAAGGAGAUCUAAUAAAUACCCAAGUUGUCUAUAUCCAAGGAGAGUUUUUGAGGUUGUGGACAUCAUUCGAUGAUCCUCUUGAACAUAGAAUUUUGGCAAUCACUAUCGCAAGGCUGAAACUCUGCCUUUCUUGCUUUCAACUUAAUUUUCAUUAACUUAGUGACACUUUGUGUGAUUUCAAAUUUCAAAAAUAUUCUUCAUUCAAUUACGAUUUUUCUUGCUUGUACAUAUCUUAAUUUGACCUAUUAAAUUAUUUAUAAUCGCAUACAUAAGAAUCACCUAGUGAAACUUUGUUCAUACCCAAAUUGUGUUCCUCAAUGUUCUUAUGUCAUCUUGACAUCCACAUGCUUAUUUUUCUUUUUCACUAAUUUUUAAAUAUAUCUUAUAUUUAUCAUUUACUCUAAAAAUUAUAAAAAAUUAUAUUCUCUUUUAAAAAAUCUGAAAUAUUACCCAAUAUUAUCUUACAUUCACAAGAUUGAAUUAGAAAUCCUCUUAUUUUUUAAACCUUUUAUUAAAUUAGAAUCGAUUUAUUUGUUUUCAAAUACUAAUAAAAAUCUAAAAAUGAGUAGUUUUUAGCUUUAUAAAUUUUAAAUUUACAUGAUUUAUUAUAGAAUAACUAAGUCGUGUCAAAUUUUGGCACUAUUGUUGGGGAUGUAUUACAUAAUAUUUGGUAAUUUUUCAUUUCUCUUAGAGUACAUAAAAAAAUCUUAUUUUUAUUUUCUUCUUGUAGAAAAAUUAAAAAAAAGAGAACAAAGAGCAGCAAAGCAAAGAUUAGAUCAAACUGAAGGAGGAUAAUAAUUAUUAAAUAUUUUUCUCAAAUUUAUUGAUUUUUAUACAUGGUAGGAGAUUCUUACAUCCAAGGCUAGAAAAUCCUUUCACUAUUUCGUUGAAAACUAAAAAUCUUAAAGAAAAAUUAAUUUUGAUGGAUCCUAAAGGUAGUACAAGUCAAACUGAGAAUAAUCAUUUGGGCAUGAAAAAUUAUUAUAUCCCUAAUCCAUUUUAACGAGCAUUUAAUAUUAGAAUCCCAUUAGCAUGCACAGUUAAAUUCGAAAUAAAUUCAUGAAUUUUUCAAAUGUCUCCUAAUUUUCAUGGAUUAUCUUUAGAGGAACUCAUCAAUAUUUAGAGAAAUUUCAUAUGGUUUUUGAUUUAGUUAAUCUCUCUCAAGUUACACUAAAAAUUAUUAAGAUGAAAUUAAUUUCUCAUACACUUAGGACAAGGCUAGUUAUUGGCUAUCCAUAUUAGAUGAAGAAUUAGCUAGUUGAAAAGAUAUAAAAUAUGCCUUUGUUUGAAAAUUUUAUCUCUUAGGAAAAACUUAAAAUAUGAGAAAAUAUAUAUGAAGUUUUGCUCAAAGGCUAAAAAAAACUUUGUAUGUGAUAUGGAAAAAAUUCAAAGAUUUACUUCGAAUGUGUCCUCAUCAUAUUAUACCCAAGGGACAGCUCAAUAAAAAAAUUUAUGUUGAAUUAUUAGAAUAACAUAUAAAUAUGAUUGAUUCUAUAUGUGGAGGAACUUUUAUGGAGAAAAUCCUUGAAGAGAUUUUCAAACUUUAUAAGAAUUUAUGUGAAAAUUCUAGAGAUCAAGCUUCUUUUGAGUUAUAUGUGAGAGAUAAGAGAAGAAUAAUUUAUGAAUUACAUCAAGAUGAUGAUUCUAAUUUAGGAAAUGAGAUUAAUCAUAUUAAGCAAAUAUUAUAAAAUUUUAAUUUAUGAUGAACUUGAUUUAGAGGUUAGAUAUGUCAUAGUGAUACAAUCAAGUUUAUAUAAAUAAUAUUUAUAAAACCUCACUCUUCUGAUUAGGAUAAGUAAGGGUUGAUCCUCAAGAAGCGUGGGUAAUGAGAGUAAGAAUUUUACUUAUUUUAUUUCUUAUAUAUGUAUGAAAAUAAUUAACAUUGUGAAGGACAAAAUUAAAUAUAAAAAGAGUGAAGAGAAGAGAAAUAGAAAGUGUGACAAAGGGAAGAGAAUGGAUCUAACAUACUGAAAUUAUAGAAUAAAUGAUAAAACUAGUUUGAACUAAGAGUUAAUCUAUUCAUGGAGAAUAUUACAAGGACGUCUCAAAUCACGAUCUUGCAUAGACCUCGUUGUGCGCUAGUCCUAAGCUAAGUGGUGCUUAAUCCAUGAUAAUUUGAUGCACUCCAAGUAAUCUCUUCUCAACAACAAUCUUGAAUAUGAGAAUGUCAUUGACCGAGCUUUAAUUUUCCUCUUUUUUCCUUCAACUAGCCACUACUAG
This is a messenger RNA of Spirodela intermedia, 11392 nucleotides long. Lineage: Eukaryota; Viridiplantae; Streptophyta; Magnoliopsida; Alismatales; Araceae. The record is from the annotation of a GenBank genome assembly.